UGAGCAGUUUGCACAUCUCUGUAGAUGAGCUGAAGACAACGCUUCCGGGUUUUUUGUUUCAUUUAAAGAUUCAUUUUUAUAAGACGACUUCUCCUCAAACCUUUUGAACAGCUGCUCUGACAUGGAAACAAGAAACCGGCUCGCUGCUCUGUCUCUCCUUCUCUCCGCAGUGUUUUCCUCCUGUGUCUUUUUGAUAAACCCCAAAGAGAUUGAUCCGCUGCUGUAUGAGGAGCAGCUGCUGUGGGUGAGCGGGGCUCAGGGGGAGGUCAACGCCUUCAGGAUCCCACUGCUCAGCUUCACCCCUAAAGGAAGCCUGCUGGCCUUCACAGAGGGCAGGAAGUCCUCGUCCAGCGAUUAUGGAGCAAAGUUCAUCGCAAUGCGGCGGUCCACAGACAAAGGUUCCACCUGGUCCCCCACCACCUUCAUCGUGGACGACGGCUCAACGCCGGACGGCCUGAACCUGGGCUCGGUGGUGGUGGACGAGGAGGUGGGCUCGGUGAUCCUGGUCUACUCCAUCUGCUUCCACCUGUACCACUGCCACCCGGCCAGCACCAUGAUGGUGGAGAGCAGGGACGACGGCCUCAGCUGGAGCCCGCCCAGAAACCUCUCCGUCCAGCUCGGCGUCAAGAACUUCGCUCCCGGGCCGGGCUUCGGAAUCCAGAAGCACUACCAGCCAGCUAAGGGGAGGUUAGUGGUGUGUGGUCACGGGACGCUGGAGGGAGACGGAGUGUUCUGCAUCCUGAGCGACGACCACGGGAAGAAAUGGUACAACGGUGCCGCGCUGAAAAGUAUUCCUUACAACCAGAAGAAGAAAGCGCAGGACUUCAACCCUGACGAGUGCCAGCCGGUCGAGAUGACAGACGGCAGCAUCGUCAUCAAUGUGCGGAACCAGAACAACUAUCACUGUCAGUGUCGUCUGGUGGUCCGCAGCCUCGAUGGAGGAUUGUCUCUGCCGGUAGAAGAGCUCUACUUCGACUACACGCUGGUGGAUCCCGCUGUAGCGGCCGGAGCUCUGCAGAAAGACGGCGUGCUCUACUUCACCAACCCCGCCAACAAGCAACACAGAGUCAACCUGACUCUCCGCUGGUCUGUGACGGAUGGUAAAACAUGGGAUAAUAAAGCUGUGCAGAUAUGGGCGGGGCCAAGCGGUUACUCUUGCAUCACAUCACUGGACAGCGGUUCUGCAGAGGACCGGAAGUUCAUCUACGUCAUCUACGAGAAGGGACACAAGGACUAUGUUGAGACUGUGUCGUUCGCCAAGAUCCACCUGUUUGGAGGGCGGUAGAGCUCGUGGAUCAUGGGAGGUUUGUCUCCCAGAUUCAGCUGAGUGGAGGGAAAAGGGAAAUGGAAAGAUGCUCACUACUCCCACGACUUUCUCAGGAAGAUAAAAGACUUUUAAUCACUUUAUCACAUUGAACCAGGAAUGUCAAAUAUCAAUGUUUGUGAUCUGAAAAACUCAAAAGUUCUCCUUAAUUAAAUCAUUCUCUUCCCACAGGUGAUUGAGUUGCAAAUAUCAUGUCUGUCUUUUUGCCCUAAUUGGUUAAUAAGAUGUGUUUGUCACGCUCCCUGUUGGUAAGCAAAAAAAAAAAUGGACACCAGUCACUUAACAAGUAAAUCAUUCUUUUGUGUAAAUAUCUGAAGUGUAAACAUCUUUAUAGUGUAAAUCAACAUAUAUUCUGUACAGAAUAAUGAGAAUACUGCAUCGUCUCAAAAUCACAGCCUAAUGUCUUUCAGUGGUUUUCUGGAGGUCUGCAGUGUUUCCCCUACCAUUAUAUUAGGGGGGUGGCCUGGCUCCGCCCCCCUUGAAGGUCAAGUUAAUACAAAUUUUAUUUUAUUUUAUUUUUUAAUUUUUUGCUUUUAAUUUUAAAUUUAUUUUUUUUAAUUUUUAAAUUUUCAGAUUCAUUUUUGGGCUUUUUGUGCCUUUAUUGUAGAGAUAGGAUAGUGGAUAGAGUCUGAAAUCAGGGAGAGAAGUCGUUUAAGGAUACCUUUCCGAUAGAACAGGACAACUGUCAUUAAAAGUAACACAUGAACACCAAGAUUCCUUCAAGUGUUCGUGUCUGCGUCCGUAACUGAAAAGCUAAUUUCUGAAAAUCAAACACUCAAAUAUGAUCUGUACUUGGAAUUAUAACGGGGACUUUUUUGUUGCCUUCAUUAAGAUGUGAAUGUGCCAGGAAUACAUGUUGAUUGUAAGGUCAGCUCCGCCUCUGUAAAUGCAGAACUACUUAUAAUUUAAGAAUUUUUAGAAAUUUAAGAAAUGUGUGUGUGUGUGUGCGCGCGUGUGUGUGUGAUUAAAUGCAAGAGGGGAUAGGGUGAGGAUAUUAUGUGACCAAAGUUUCCUUUCUUUUGAUGUUUUGUAAUCUGAACUCAGCCCAGCAUUGAACAUGAGUAAACAAUGCUUUGAUGAAGGACACUAUUGGAUCUGUGCAACCUGUAGAAUAAUAAAUGAUUUCUAACAUUAA
Molecule: messenger RNA, 2459 nt
Organism: Labrus mixtus (cuckoo wrasse)
Lineage: Eukaryota; Metazoa; Chordata; Actinopteri; Labriformes; Labridae
Gene: neu1
Product: neuraminidase 1
Exons: 7
Coding region: 122-1285 (387 amino acids)
Biological process (GO): ganglioside catabolic process; oligosaccharide catabolic process
Cellular component (GO): lysosome; membrane; cytoplasm
Molecular function (GO): exo-alpha-sialidase activity
Source: RefSeq, a predicted model, not a curated record